AUGGAGGAAGACGACCCUGUAGUACAAGAGAUUCCCGUUUAUUUAUCUCAGUCUUUAGCAAAUAAUUUGUACAUUUACCAGUACCCAGUUAGACCGGCUAGUAGAGAUUGGAAGAACUCUAAAGUUGAAAAUUUAUCUAUAAAGCCCAAAAAUAAAUUAGUUCGCAUGGAAGUUGGUUUAGAUCCUUACAGUGAUAAGUACUGUUCGUCGAAGGGAGAACAAAUUGCCGUUAAUACAGAUGGAGUACAAGGUUUUAUACGAGAGAAGGAGCGAGAAAAAUCUAGAUAUUUCAAGAGUGAUGUAAUGGAUAAAAUAGUUUAUGAAAGUAAUACAACAUGUGUUGAUACAAAACAUUAUGCGAUUGGUUUUCUGCACGAUAAGGAACUACACUGUACUCCAAUACAAGGUAUUGUUCAGUUGCGGCCCUCAUAUUCUUAUUAUGAUAAACAAGAUAAGAGAAAACAAGACAAGAAGGAAGUAGAUAUAUCUGAUGAUGAAGAAAAAGAGCCUGAGCCACAACAGGUUACAGUGAAAUUUGCUCGAGUCGAAACUGAUAUGGUCAAGAAAGCUAGAGAGAAAUCAUUUCAUACAAUCAGUCAAAAGGUUGCUGAAGAACCUUGGUAUGACGCCUUGUGGAAGAGUGCAGAGAGUGAUCAGGCUGAGUUGGAGAGGCUAAAAUUGUUUAGUGCAACAACAGCAGAUGGCUCCGCAUUGAGCCUCAAGGCUUCUGAUUAUAUCAAGGAAUUAGUGCCCAGGGCUGAAGAAGAUAUACAGCAGGAAAACAGUAGAAAAGUUUCCCUGCAAGACUGUAUAAAAGAGAUACUUAUAGAAGCUAAAUUAAUGACUUUCACGGAGUUACGAGAAGCUGUGCGUCGCAGUGGUGUUGCUAGCGGUGGUGAUGCAGCGCUGUUGACAGCUCUGGGUGCCGCUGCGUGCUGCGUACGCGGACUGUGGACAGCACGAUCUCAGGAUGUGUACCCACGCGCUGCACCAGUUCCACCAAGACUGAUGUGCGCUGCUCGAGAUCACGUAUUGUACCUGUUAACGCAACACCCAUAUGUAGAUCGACGAAAAAUAACGGCAGCAGUCCGCCUUCCGGCGAAUGAGGUCUUGGGGAUCUUACAAACUGUCGCACAGCUCAAUCCCAACACCGGUUGGGAACUGAUACUUCCGCCAGAUAUCUCUUUCGAAGAGAAAUAUCCGGAAAUUAUUCAGCAUCAGAACUCGUAUUGGGAAGCGAGGCAACGCCAAUUCAACGAGAUGUUGAUGGGAGAAUGCGUACCAAAGCGGCAAAGGAAAAAAUCGCAGCGUGAUUCUAUAGGAUCGGACACAAUGUUAAGUCCGAAACCACGCUGUAACAGUGUUAGUGAAGAAGAAAACGAUAGGAAACGAUAUAAAAAUAAAUCUUCCACUGGGGUUGGGAAACGGACUAGAAAUGUGAGUGGGGGGCAGGAUAUGUGA
Molecule: messenger RNA, 1461 nt
Organism: Leptosia nina
Lineage: Eukaryota; Metazoa; Arthropoda; Insecta; Lepidoptera; Pieridae
Source: the annotation of a GenBank genome assembly